AUGGAUUAUCAGCUGUGCCUAAGGUUUGAUAAAUUGAGAAAUUAUUUCCCCGAUGAAUUAAACAAACCUACAAAGAAUGAUAUUCAUAGUUUAGGGAAUAUUAAGGAUUAUUGCUCUAAUGGGGAAUCAGAGGGAACAGGAUGUAAGACUUAUCUCGAUAAAAUAAAUGGUGGAUGCCUAUGGUUGUUCAAGCAAAAUAUUAUUAAUAAUAUUGACAGUUUAAGUAAGGAUCAAUCUAAAGUGUUUAUUAUUUACAUUAUGCUGUGGUUAAAUUAUAUGUUAAACCUAAAGAAAGAUGAGAAAAUUAAAAACCUAAAUGGCUUUUAUACAAAAUAUAUAGAAAAUAAUACGCAUUAUACUAAUUGUAAAAAAAAUGAUAAUGAUUGUAGUAAUUUAUUAAAAGAUAAAACGGGAUAUAAUAAUUUUAAGGAGUUCAUAGAAAAAAACAAGCAUUUGAUGAAUAUUAAUAUUGAAGAUUUGUCUAAAUUUUAUGAUGCAUCCAAAUUAUUAUGUAACAUGUAUACUGAACUUGAUGCAAACGAUCCAAAAUGUGAGAAAUGUUUAGAAAAUGCUAGAAAAUUUGUUGAAAAAUAUGAAAAAAUUAAUGCUUCUGAUAUUUCUGAAGAUAGUCCUUAUUAUCAAAUAUUGUCUACAUUAUCAAAUGAGUAUAAUAACUUUAAAAAUUAUUGUAGUGCAAAUCACGUUGAUUGUAGUGAUAUUCCACUCCUUUCACCGAUAAACACAACAAAAAAAAAAUUACAAAUUUCUGAACUGAGUUUUGAAGAUACAUCAUCAAGUUUGUCGAUAGUAAACAAAUUAUUUAUAGUUUUAUCGAUAUUUGGUGCAAUAGCAAUUUUUUUUGGAAUUUCUUAUAAGUAUUCAUUAUUUGGAUUUCGGAAACAAGCUCAAAGACAACAUUUAAGAGAAAAGCUAAAAAAAUAA
Messenger RNA from Plasmodium yoelii, 942 nucleotides. RefSeq names its product PIR protein. The record is from RefSeq and is a predicted model, not a curated record. The transcript has 3 exons. Bases 1 to 942 code for a protein of 313 amino acids. NCBI's taxonomy places the organism in Eukaryota, Apicomplexa, Aconoidasida, Haemosporida, Plasmodiidae.